Molecule: messenger RNA, 4321 nt
Organism: Uloborus diversus
Lineage: Eukaryota; Metazoa; Arthropoda; Arachnida; Araneae; Uloboridae
Product: cell adhesion molecule Dscam2-like
Biological process (GO): dendrite self-avoidance; axon guidance; homophilic cell-cell adhesion
Cellular component (GO): plasma membrane; axon
Molecular function (GO): cell-cell adhesion mediator activity
Source: RefSeq, a predicted model, not a curated record
AUGGGUCCGAGCUUCCUGGUAGAACCUCCCCAUCUGGUGUCUUUCACGAACGAUACCGGGGCGGUCAUCCCCUGCUCAGUGCGUGGCCAUCCCCAACCGAGCAUCUCCUGGGCUCAAGGCCCGCGCAACACCCUCAGAGAUAUGCCUGGACUGAGGCACUUUCGUGCAGACGGAAGCCUAGUGUUCCCGCCAUUCGCUUCGGAGGAUUACAGGCAAGGUGUUCACGACGGAGUGUACAGGUGCAUCGCUAGCAAUGCUGUUGGAAGCAUCGUCAGCAGAGAAGUUCACGUUAAAGCAGUCGUUCGUCGUCGCUACAAGGUGCAAGUCUACGACGAGUUCGUGGUGCGUGGCAACACGGCUGUUCUACGCUGUCAAGUCCCUUCUUUUGUUCGAGAUCACGUGGACUAUUCGUGGAAAAGGGAGGAUGGAACAUCUAUCACUUCUUCUCUCAUCAGAGGUGGUCGGUACAGCGUUCUUCCUAGCGGAGAACUCUACAUCCGGUCAGUGACGCAAGCAGACGGUCAGAAGAGUUACAGCUGUCAGACAAGACACCGGCUAACGGCAGAAAUAGUGGAGAGCUCUUCUGGUGGAAGACUUUUCAUUACAGAGCCACAUGGAACAUCGCCUCCGAAAAUCACCGACAUCCGACCACUUGUCAUGGCUAUGGAGGGACAUUCUGUGGAGCUGGCGUGUGCAGCCACGGGAUUUCCGGCACCUAAUUACAGGUGGUACCGCGACGAGGAAGGACGCAUGAUAGACUUGGCCUCAAGCACAAGAAACACCCAGCUUGGUGGUUCAAUCCGGUUGCGGUCAGUUUUGGUUCAAGAUGGCGGCCGCUACGUCUGCGUGGUUAACAAUUCGGCUGGUGAUGAUCGGGCUGCUACGCUGCUUAGCAUCUCAGCCCCUUUAUCAGUGCAGAUAUCACCAUCAGUGCAGACGGCCGAUGUUGGUCGGUCGGCCACCUUCAACUGCACGGUGUCCGGCCAUCCUAUCCGGACACUAACCUGGCUCAAAGACAGGAGACCCAUCCUGCCGGAUAGGAUCAUGAUGCUGUCCAGAGACGUUCUACACAUAGCUUCGGUUCAGAGGGAGGACCGGGGAGUGUACCAGUGUCUGACAUCCAACGAACACGACUCGGCACAGGGUGCAGCAGAGCUCAGACUUGGAGAUGUAGCACCGGUUCUGCUAGCUACCUUCGCGGGUGAAGCUGUUAGACCGGGGUCUUCUGUAUCUCUUCGUUGCACCGCUUCCGGAAAUCCAUUACCCCAGGUCACAUGGUUUCUGGACGACGCCAGAAUCCCAGAUGCGCUUCGUUUUCGUGUCGGUGAUUACGUCACAUCUGACGGCCAUGUCAUGAGUUAUGUGAACAUCAGUGACGUCAGAGUCGAAGAUGGUGGCGAGUACAUGUGCUCUGCCGAAAACGCAGUCACUUCAACGCAACACAAAGCUCGAUUGGAUAUCUACGGACCACCCUUCGUCAGACCCAUGCCGAAUAUGAGCGUGGUGGCUGGAACUAUUGUAAGCCUCAAGUGCCCCGUUUCUGGAUAUCCAAUAGAAUCCAUUGCGUGGCUGAAAGAUGGUACCACUCUCCCUGCCAACCAUCGCCAAAAACUGGAUCAACUUGCGGGUAGACUUCUCAUCCACGAUGUCCAGCGUCCGGCUGAUGAAGGGGCCUACACCUGCCGGGCUCUCGGCGCAGACAGUCGAACAGCAGAAGGGACCCUGCACGUCAGAGUAUUAGUUGCUCCGAACAUUGAACCUGUUAUGCUGCCCCCGAAAAUGCAUGCCAAAGAAGGUGCACGAACAAAGCUGAUGUGCAGCAUCACCCAAGGGGAUCCACCAAUACAAAUUUCUUGGCGGAAAAAUGGUUUUCCCGUUCCUUUGGAGAAAGACACAACAAUUCAAAGUUUGGAGGAAUCUUCGCUGCUCAUUUUUCGGAAAACGGCUUCCAAACAUUCGGGAAAUUACACUUGCUUUGCUUCAAACGAAGCAGCGACAGUCAACAGAACGACUGAAGUUAUAGUUAAUGUUCCUCCUAAGUGGAUAGUGGAGCCGAAGAACAGUUUUGCUAUCCUCGGACAAGGAGUAGUCAUGGAUUGUGUGGCGGAAGGUUAUCCCAUUCCUAAGAUACACUGGAAAAAAGCAACAGGAUCUGCGACAGGUGACUUCGUAGACGUGUUAUCUCGACGGCAAACCCUCGAGAACGGAUCUCUGUCGCUACAAGAAGUGGGCGAAUCUGAUGCCGGCUUGUACCUUUGCCAAGCCCUAAAUGGAAUCGGAGCUGGAAUCAGCAAAGUCGUCACUCUGACGAUACACAUCCAAGUUCAUCAGCAUCAGUGUGCCCAAAGGACAAGACGCGGAACUGCGUUGUGAGGCGAAAGGAGAUCUACCCAUACAAAUCAGCUGGGAAAAGGACAAACAGCCUUUGGACCCGAAAUCCAUAAAAAGAUUAUCGAGUGUAGAACAUGAGUCUGACUCCCACUCUUCGUCCAUUUUAUCAAUCAAAGGAGCAGGGCGCACAGACUCCGCCUUAUACACCUGUCUAGCUUCCAACCCCUUUGGUUCAGACGAUACAAACAUACAGCUUGUUGUACAAGAGCCACCAUCAGCACCUGUGGAACUGAACGUGAAGGAGAAAAGCAGUCGCUCCGUCACACUUUCUUGGUCUCCAAGUUUCAGCGGCAACAGCCCGCUGACCCGGUAUACCAUCCAGUAUGGAAAUGACAGCAAUGAAGGAAUGCUGGAAGAACUCUCUGUCUCGGGAUCGGAAACAACAGCUGUGAUAAGAAGCCUUCUGCCAUCCCAUUCCUACAAAUUCCGAAUUCAAGCCCAAAAUACGCUGGGGAGCAGUGAACCCGGGGACUUAAUGACUGUCACCACAGAUGAAGAAGUUCCAGGUGGUCCACCCCUUGACGUUGAAGUACGUCCAACUGGAUCGCAGUCUUUGAAAGUCACGUGGAAGCCGCCUCGAGAAGACUUACAGCAUGGAACCAUCCGCGGAUACUACAUCGGGUACAGGGCUGCCACAGAUCUAGACGGACAGUACCAGUACAAAAAUGUAGAAUCGAGUGGAAACAGCCCCGAAUUGAGCUACUUGACCAAUCUCCGGAGAUUGACCAGCUACAAAAUCAUUGUCCAGGCUUACAACGACGUCGGAGCAGGACCAAGGUCAGACGAGGUGACAGCAACCACGUUGGAAGCAGCCCCACCCACAUCUCCUGUUCUGUCUCUCCAUUCUACGACGUCAUCAUCAAUGACAGUCACGUGGGAAAGGCCAACAGACGAUAUUGGAAUAAGAGAGUACGUUCUUUAUUAUAAACCCGAAGGAGGAGGCAGUGACGAGUUUUUGGAACAGAAAAUAAACACCCCAGGCAGUCGUUAUACGCUGGAAGGGCUACUCUGUGGGACUGGGUAUCGUCUUUACAUGACAGCGACCAACAGCUUGGGUACCGGAGAGCCGAGUGAAAUAAUCACCGGAAGAACUCGAGGAGCGGCCCCAGUCAGCCCUUCCAAAGAGUCAUUCCUUGUUCCGAAUUCGACCUUUGUGACCUUGCUGCUGUCUUCCUGGCAAAGUGGAGGAUGUCCCAUCUUGCAUUUCACGGUGCAGCUGCGCGGAGCACAAGGGCACUGGAGGACGGUUCUGGAGAGGGCAGAUCCUGGCAGAGAAAUCCUCGAAGUUCGCCACCUGGUGCCGGGCAGAGAAUACACAAUGCGUGUUUCCGCCCACAGCGAGGCUGGAACCACAGAGGCCGAGUACCGAUUCGGAACCCUCAAUGUGACUGCGGCCGUUCCAAUCUUGAAGAGUGGAGGCCAUCCUCCCCUGUCCGAGAGCGCGGGCUCUCCCUUCUACCGCAACCUGACCGUCCUACUCCCCCCUGUGAUCAUCUCCGUGGCUGUGCUGGUGGUCGUAGUCAUCGCAGUCAUCGUCUGCCUCAGGAAACAAGUCGACACCGGGAGCAUGAGCGAAGAUAGCCGGAAAAGUCGCAUGCCUGGAGAGCACCUCGGUCUGGCCGAAUUCCCUCCUCCCCCCAAGAAUCUUAAAGAGCAUGCCGGGGAUGCAACGUCGUACGGCGGACCAAAAUCCUCGUAUUAUUCCUCGCCUGCCAGGAAGCCAUUGGCUAUGGCGUCCGACUCACACAGAGGAAUUUCCGGUGACAGUUCUCUAACAAUCAAAAAGUACUCGGGCUGGUCCUGAUGAGAACGUGGAAGGACUUUGGGACAUUUUAUUCCUGUGCCAAGAACGCGGACGUUCCACGCUGAGACGGAAGCAUUCACGCCCCCGUUGUAUAUCUCACGAUUGUAUAUUCACAGCAUAUAUAUA